Molecule: messenger RNA, 2420 nt
Organism: Ostrea edulis (European flat oyster)
Lineage: Eukaryota; Metazoa; Mollusca; Bivalvia; Ostreida; Ostreidae
Exons: 5
Coding region: 381-902 (173 amino acids)
Source: RefSeq, a predicted model, not a curated record
AAUUAGGUCGGCAAUAGCACACUUGAAGAAAACGUCUCUGAUUGGUCAUAAAUAAUUCAAUAAAGAACACAGUGACAUUAACACUGGAUGUACAGAAAGUGAAGCAAAUCAUAUACACUGGAUUUUGAUAUUAACCUGUUAUCGCAAUGAAAGGAUUCUUGCGUUCCUCAAUCUAAUGGCCAAUAUAUCAUCAGUUUCAACGAGGAAAUCCACAGCUUUAACUCACAGGGACGACUUCCGAUCACUUCCUCAACCUCUUCUGCAGAAUAUUCAGUGGGCGAUAGAAUCUAUUUCCUUCGUUUCGGAGCUCAGUACAGUAGGAAAACACCAUUGUCAUCUAGCUAACGGAAGUUUCUGGGGCAUUUGGGCGAGUGCAGAUCAUGGCCUCAUUCAUGACAGACUCGACUGACCAACAGAGUACAAUGCAGUCUACGCCUAACAGUCGCGUUCGUUGCAGUAGAACACUACCAUUAUGCCGUCACUCUACCAGCGAUGAUUCAAAGCGGUUAGCAACUUUCGGUGCCCUAUGCAGCCGUGCUGAUAUAGAAGGGAUUUCUCCUAUUCGUCUUGCAGGAAGUGGGUGCGUUUACAAUGCGGAGGAGGAAUACAUGGAAUGCAUUUUCUGUGGGAAAAUCAUCAUGGUAGAAAACAAGACUGCAAUGCAAACCUUGUAUGACUUGAAGCAUUACCAUCAUUCUAGCUGCGAUGGUAUGGAAAUGUACAUCUUGAAACAAGAACGUGCAAUACGCCAGGGUAUUGUCAAUCUUGAUAUUUUAAAAAGACUGCGACAUCAACGCUCGUUGUCUUAUGGUGCCCCAAUGUAUGGUGAGCUUCUCCAGGAGUAUGGCGUCACUCCAAGAAGCCGCGAUUUUGAAGUUGUGGAUAUUUGCUAUGAUCCUUAAAGGUUUGCUAUGUCUAAGGAUCAGAAGGAAGGCCCUCAUAUUAAAAAAAACCCAGCUCGGACAAGAUACACAUUCUUAUUGAAAGAAUUGUAAAGUAUGCGGUAUGCAUACAUGUAUAUAAAACUGUAAAUAAAACUUUGAUAUUAGCAUGCUCUGUUAUUUGAUGUUAAUCAAUGUUAUAUAUUUUAUAUUGUAUAUGUAUCAGUAUAUUGUAAUUCAUUACGUUGAUGUAUGUCUGUUGUUUGGUCAUGUAAACUCUAUGAGAAGGCUCCGAUAGCAGGCAUGGAUAACCGGAGUGAUAGAAGAAAAAAUCACAAAAUUUUCACAGAGAGCAGAGUAUCUUCUAAGCGUUUGUAAAUUGAGAAAUUGUGUCACAUCUGAUUUUAUGAACGUCAUGCAUAUGAUCAUUAUUACAAAUGUAUUACACAGAAUUCAUUUAGGAUCCAUUCGAAGUGAUUUCAUUUUUGAAAUGAUAUUAGAUUCUGUUUUCUAUAAUGCUUUGAUAUAACGACGGUUACUGCUGUUUUAUGUAGCCCUCAACGAUUUUAUUGACCGCAGCUUUCAUUUCUUAUUUGGGUCUUAUUAGAUAACCAUACUUUACAAUAAGUACUUGUAGCACAGGAGCGAAUACUUACUUGACUAGCAAUAACAUGGACUGUGUGUAGAGUUAAUUUGAAAUUUAAAUGAACUACAUAUAAUAGUCGUGAUUAUGUUUGUGUAUGUGUCUGUUCUCGGGGUGUGGAUUACCGUGCAUUUUACGUAAAGAAUGAAAAUAAUUAAUUGAAUACGCCUUACAUUGUCAAAUUUAGUUUCGUAUCGGAUCUGUCAAUUUACCUUCCCGCCGUUUUGUAAAAAUUGUGAUUUUAUUAAAAAUUGAAUAUUAAUCUUAAUAUGGUAAAUCUCUGGUCAAUUUCAUACUUUAAACAAUAUAGUGAUAGAGUCAGAAGGGGUCCUAGUUCAUGAAAUGAAAUAAUGUAAUGAAUUACACUAGAACAUGGGAACAUCCUGUAGGAUUGGACCCACUUAACCCCAGCUGGACCCGUCCGUGUGUUAUCAACGAAUAUUUUUACUUACUUCUAGAAUGAUAUAGAAUGCGCAUUAUUAGAUUUAUAAAGUAGACGGGAAACAAAGCCAGAAAUAAAAAGAAAGUAAGUAAAAGGAAGCGGUAAUGAAAUAAAACCAGACUGCAAGAAGAAACAACAAUGUUUCACGUUAAUACAAUGGGUAUUGUUCUAUUCAUUGUACUUCUUAAAUGUGUUUAUAUAGGUCAUCUAUCUUAACAGUCAAGGGUAAAGUGAAUGCAGCAGUAUCAGAGGCAAUAGUAGAAACCAUUGUAACAAAUAAAAACAAAAUGCUUCAUGUCACUGUGAUUCUCUGUGGUAACAAAAUUGUCAUGUAAUAUCUAAGUGUGUUUCUGUGUUGUAUUAGUAUCUAAGUGUGUUACUCUAUUGUAGUGGUAUUUAAGUGUUUGUAUAGAUUUCAUGUAGAAUUUGAAUAAAUUUUUCUCAGUAUACAUAA